Messenger RNA from Rangifer tarandus platyrhynchus (Svalbard reindeer), 477 nucleotides. Lineage: Eukaryota; Metazoa; Chordata; Mammalia; Artiodactyla; Cervidae. The record is from the annotation of a GenBank genome assembly.
AUGUGCUCCUCCGGAGGAGGGCAGUGGGCCUGGAGCUGGCCAGGCGGUCUCAGGGCAGCCCCCGAGCCCACCUUGCGGCCGGACCUGCUCCGGGAGGGCUGGCGCCCGGCACUGGGCUCCGCGUCGCAGCCCCGCUGCCGUGAGCCCCCUGCCAUCGGAUGCCUGCACGUCUCCGCUGACUCACACCUUGCGCAGCCGAUGCCCUCCAUCCACCCUGCUCUGGCCCCGCCACGCUCGCGGAGGGUCUUGCUCCCCCAGCCCCGCAAACGCUGCAGUCGCCGAGCAGCCCUGCCCCCAGUCUUCCGCGUACACACCAUCCUGCCGCCUGUCUGUCCCGGGGCCCACACCCCUGUCCACCUGCGGACCGGCUCCUCUGAGACCCAGCCUCGGGCCACGUGGCGCGACGGCGUGGGCCAGGCCCAGCGGGAUGCCCCGUGUGCAGACCUCGUGUGGACCACGGGCCAGGCCGGAGGCUAG